Messenger RNA from Indicator indicator, 1725 nucleotides. It is a transcript of the gene SLC1A2, whose product is annotated as solute carrier family 1 member 2. The coding region runs from base 28 to 1725 and encodes 565 amino acids. Gene Ontology annotation, molecular function: L-glutamate transmembrane transporter activity; neutral L-amino acid transmembrane transporter activity; glutamate:sodium symporter activity. Gene Ontology annotation, cellular component: plasma membrane. The record is from RefSeq and is a predicted model, not a curated record. Gene Ontology annotation, biological process: L-glutamate transmembrane transport. Lineage: Eukaryota; Metazoa; Chordata; Aves; Piciformes; Indicatoridae. The transcript is spliced from 11 exons.
CAUCUUCUGAGCAACCUUGCCAACAAUAUGCCUAAGCAGGUAGAGGUGCGGAUGCAUGAAAGUCAUCUCAGUCCAGUGGAGCCCAGAUCCAGGAACAUCUGUGUGCAGUUCUGCCAGUCCCUGCACAGGAACCUGCUCCUGACCCUCACUGUCUUUGGUGUCAUCCUGGGUGCAGUGUGUGGGGGCCUUCUGCGGCUAGCGACGCCUAUUGAUCCUGACAUCAUCAUGUUGAUAGCCUUCCCAGGAGAUAUACUCAUGAGGAUGCUAAAAAUGCUGAUCCUCCCUUUAAUUAUCUCCAGUUUAAUCACAGGACUGUCUGGUUUGGAUGCUAAAGCAAGUGGCCGGUUGGGUACACGAGCCAUGAUCUACUACAUGUCCACCACCAUCAUUGCUGCUGUGCUGGGAGUGAUUCUGGUCUUAGCCAUCCAUCCAGGGAAUCCAAAACUCAAGAAACAGCUUGGCCAAGGGAAGAAGAAUGAUGAAGUAUCCAGUCUGGAUGCUUUUCUGGACCUGAUCCGAAACCUGUUCCCUGAAAAUCUAGUCCAAGCAUGCUUUCAGCAGAUCCAAACUGUCACCAAGAAGGUACUGGUGCCACCCCCCGUGGAGGAGCCACCCAAUGUCACUGACUCUGCUUUUGCCCUGCUGAACGAGACGGUGCGUGAGGCACCAGAAGCCCAGCUGGUGAUUAAGAAAGGCCUGGAGUUUAAGGAUGGCAUGAACGUGCUGGGUUUGAUAGGAUUCUUUAUUGCUUUUGGCAUUGCUAUGGGGAAAAUGGGAGAACAAGCCAAGAUGAUGGUGGAUUUCUUCAACAUCCUGAAUGAGAUUGUUAUGAAGUUAGUAACCAUGAUCAUGUGGUAUUCUCCUUUGGGCAUUGCUUGCCUCAUCUGUGGGAAAAUCAUUGCCAUCAAGGACUUAGAAGUAGUUGCUAGGCAGCUUGGCAUGUACAUGGUCACUGUGAUUGUGGGCCUUCUCAUCCAUGGAGGGAUCUUCCUGCCUCUGCUCUACUUUGUGAUUACAAGAAAAAGUCCAUUUUCCUUCCUUGCUGGGAUUUUCCAGGCGUGGAUUACAGCACUGGGCACAGCUUCCAGUGCUGGAACGCUGCCGGUGACCUUCCGCUGCCUGGAGGAGAACCUGGGCAUCGACAAGCGUGUGACGAGGUUCGUCCUGCCCGUCGGGGCCACCAUCAACAUGGAUGGCACUGCCCUCUACGAAGCUGUGGCUGCCAUCUUCAUAGCACAGAUGAAUGGGAUUGAGCUGGAUGGAGGCCAGAUAGUCACCGUCAGCUUGACUGCCACCCUUGCGAGCGUCGGAGCUGCCAGCAUCCCCAGUGCUGGGCUGGUCACCAUGCUGCUGAUCCUCACUGCAGUGGGUCUGCCUACCCAGGACAUCAGUUUGCUUGUUGCUGUUGACUGGCUUUUGGACCGGAUGCGGACGUCAGUCAACGUGGUGGGGGAUUCUUUUGGUGCUGGCAUUGUCUACCACCUUUCCAAGGCAGAACUGGACAGCAUCGAUUCCCAUCACAAAGGGCACGAAGACAUUGAAAUGACCAAGACUCAGUCCAUCUACGACGACAUGAAAAACCAUAGGGAAAACAACUCAAACCAGUGUGUUUUUGCAGCUCACAACUCAGUCAUAGUAGAUGAGUGCAAGGUCACACUGGCAACCAAUGGCAAAUCUGCAGACUUCAGUGUUGUUGAAGAAGAGCCUUGGAAACGUGAAAACUAA